Molecule: messenger RNA, 855 nt
Organism: Bufo bufo (common toad)
Lineage: Eukaryota; Metazoa; Chordata; Amphibia; Anura; Bufonidae
Product: olfactory receptor 6N1-like
Exons: 2
Coding region: 1-855 (284 amino acids)
Biological process (GO): G protein-coupled receptor signaling pathway
Cellular component (GO): membrane
Molecular function (GO): G protein-coupled receptor activity; olfactory receptor activity
Source: RefSeq, a predicted model, not a curated record
AUGGAAAUUGGUUACACAUCAGUCACUAUGCCCAAAAUGCUGAGAGAUUUAGUGUCUGAUGAUAAAAGAAUUCCUGUUUCUGCCUGUAUUGCUCAGCUAUAUUUCUUUUUUGUCUUGGGGGGUAUUGAAAAUUACUUUCUGGCAGUAAUGGCUUAUGAUCGAUAUCUGGCUAUUUGUAACCCUCUGAGAUAUACAACAAUAAUGAAUAACAGAUUUUGUCUUCAGUUAGCAGUGAUGUGUUGGCUUUCCAGCUUCACAAGUUCAAUAAUUCCUAUAUAUUUUUUAAGUAAAUUGUCCUUCUGUGGAAGAAAUAAGAUUGAUAACUUUUUCUGUGAUGCAUCCCCAAUUUUUAAUCUCUCUUGCACAGACACUUCACUUCUAAAAAACUACUUUUUUAUUCUUGUGUGGUUAGUUGUGUUCAGUUGUUUGUUCUUUAUUAUUUUAUCAUACAUUCAUAUAAUUUUAGUUAUUUUAAAGAUACCCACUAAUAAAGGUCGCAAAAAGGUGUUUUCUACAUGUGGAUCUCACUUCACUGUGGUCAUUAUGUAUUAUGGCUCGGUUAUAGCAAUGUACGUAAGGCCAGAUCAUGGAUACACUUUUGUAUUUGACAAAUGUCUUUCAGUAUUCUAUGCAAUCGUAACUCCAUUUUUAAAUCCCAUAAUUUAUAGCUUGAAGAACAAAAAUAUUAGAGAAGCUUUUUAUCGCAUUAUCAGAAAUUAUCAUUGUGGGAGGAAACUGGAGAACCCAGAUGAAACCCAUGCAAAUAUGGGGAAAACAUACAAGCUCCCUGCAAACAAUGUCCUUGGAUUUGAACAUAGGACCUUAAUUCUGAAAGACAGCAGUGCUAGCCACUGA